This is a messenger RNA of Tetranychus urticae (two-spotted spider mite), 1276 nucleotides long. RefSeq names its product peptidylprolyl isomerase cyclophilin-33 (gene cyp33). Lineage: Eukaryota; Metazoa; Arthropoda; Arachnida; Trombidiformes; Tetranychidae. Gene Ontology annotation, molecular function: cyclosporin A binding; RNA binding; peptidyl-prolyl cis-trans isomerase activity. The record is from RefSeq and is a predicted model, not a curated record. Gene Ontology annotation, cellular component: mitochondrion; cytoplasm. Gene Ontology annotation, biological process: protein peptidyl-prolyl isomerization; protein folding.
UUACUAACAAUAUUUACCAAAAUAGCAAUGUUUUUUUCAUAUUUAAAUUGAAUCCAGUUAGAUUUUUCGUGCCGAUUUCAUUUUUAAUUAGUGUCAACAGCGUUUUUCUUCAGUCCUGGUACAUAAACAACUUUUAUUUGAUAAUUUGCUUGAAAACACUUUCAAAGUAACUUUGUUUUUGUUUAAUUCACCAUGUUAACUGCUUCCUUUUUGUAAAAUCACUGUUCGUGAAUCUUUUGAAUUAAGCUUUGUUUUUACUGACAAUUAAAUUAUUCUGCUUAAAAUUAAAAUGACUACAAACAAGAGGAUUAUUUAUGUCGGUGGACUUGCCGAUGAAGUGGAUGAAAAAACUUUGAAUGCUGCUUUCAUACCAUACGGUGAUAUAAUUGAUAUUAAUUUGCCUAUUGAUUUUGCAUCUCAAAAACACCGAGGUUUUGCAUUCAUUGAAUAUGAAUCAGCUGAAGAUGCAAGUUAUGCUAUCGAUAAUAUGAAUGACUCGGAGAUCUACGGUAAAACAAUCCGAGUUAACAUCGCCAAGCCUUUGAAACUUAAGGAAGGAUCAGCUCGACCAGUAUGGUCUGAUGAUCAAUGGCUCCGUAAACAUUCUGGUGUUGCCGAAGAAGCUAAAGACGACGCAGAAAAGGACAAAGAUGGAGAUGGAGAGGAUGACGACAAGAUGGAUGAUGAUGAUGUCGUCAACACAGAUCUAGAUUCAGAAAAACAAGAGGUUGCUCGUUUAAAAUCCAACCCACAAGUCUACUUUGAUAUACGAAUUGAUGGACAUUUCAGUGGACGAAUCAGAAUUAUGCUGAGAAAAGAUAUUGCCCCAUUGACGUGUGAAAAUUUCCGAUGUCUAUGCACCCAUGAGAAAGGUUUUGGAUACAAAGGAAGUGUAUUCCAUCGGAUAAUUCCCAAUUUUAUGAUUCAAGGAGGAGAUUUUACAAAUAAUGAUGGAACUGGCGGAAAGUCUAUUUACGGGAAAAAGUUUGAAGAUGAAAAUUUUAUUCUCAAACACAAUGUUGCCGGUUUACUUUCAAUGGCUAACUCUGGUGCAAACACAAAUGGUUCCCAAUUUUUCAUUACGACUGCUAAUUGUGAAUGGUUAGAUAAUAAACACGUAGUCUUUGGACAGGUUGUCCAAGGGCUAGAAGUUGUCAAAAGAAUCGAAGCGUGUGGAACUAAAUCAGGUAAACCAACGAAAAAAGUUGUUAUUGCCAACUGUGGUGAACUUGUAUAGUGUAUUUCAUUCAAGUUUAUUAAAAUUUUACUUUGAUAA